Messenger RNA from Calypte anna (Anna's hummingbird), 2009 nucleotides. It is a transcript of the gene IFRD2, whose product is annotated as interferon related developmental regulator 2. The record is from RefSeq and is a predicted model, not a curated record. The coding region runs from base 11 to 1318 and encodes 435 amino acids. NCBI's taxonomy places the organism in Eukaryota, Metazoa, Chordata, Aves, Apodiformes, Trochilidae. The transcript has 12 exons.
CGUGCCGGCCAUGCCGCGGUCCCGCCGAGCCCCGCGCCGUGGCCCCGGCAGCGCCCGGGCGGGCUCGACCGCUAGCGAGGAGGAGGAGGCCAGCAGCGAGGUGCUGAGCCACUGCAGCAGCGCCAGCGAGGGAACGAGCCCCGCAGAGGAGGCCGCAGGGAGCGAGGCGGCGGAUGAGGCAGGCCAGGAGGAGGAGGCAGAGGACAGGCUGAAGGAGCACAUGGACAACCUCCUGGACAAGAGCGCCAAGGCGAGGCAAGUGGCACUGCAGAGCCUGCGCCUCGCUUUCUCCUCCAAAACCCUCUACGACUUCCUGCUGGAGCGCCGGCUCACGCUCACCGACUCCCUGGAGAAGUGUCUCAAAAAAGGUAAAGGGGAGGAACAGGCACUGGCAGGCACUGUCCUCACCCUCCUCUGCCUCCAGAUGGGCUCUGGCCCGGAGGGGGAAGAGGCAUUUCGCAGCCUGAAGCCCCUGUUCGUCAGUGUCCUGACAGACAGCACAGCCAGCCCCAGCGCCCGGCAGAGCUGUGCCACAGCCCUGGGCAUGUGUUGCUACAUUGCUGCUGCUGACCUCGAGGACCUGAUCUCAUGCCUGUCCUGUUUGGAGGGCAUCUUCAGUCCCCCCAGUGCAGGUGGGGGCGGCUCAACACCCACCCAGCACGGCCCUCUGCACUGCAGCGCGCUCCAGUCAUGGUCCCUGCUCCUCACUAUCUGUCCCCCCUCCCACAUCAAGAGCAUCUUGGACAAUUGCUGGCAGAAGCUGCCCCUUCUGCUGUCCAGCAGCAGUGUCACACUGCGCAUCCUGGCUGGGGAGGCCAUCGCGCUGCUCUUCGAGCUGGCCCAGGACAUGGAGCUCCCCCUGGGUUUUUGGCAGGAGGACUUGUGCCACCAAGAUACAGAGUUCCUGUGCACCCAGCUCAAGGUCCUGGCUACCGAGAGCAACAAGUACCGAGCCAAGACAGACCGACGGAAGCAACACUCCAUCUUCCGGGACAUCCUGCGCUUCAUCGAGAGUGGGGAGUACCAGGAGGAGACAGUCAGAUUUGGCUUGGAGUGCAUGUACCUGGACAGCUGGGCACGCCAGCGGACCUACCAAGCCUUUAAAGAAGUGCUGGGCUCCGGCAUCUGCUACCAGCUCCAGAACAGUGAGCUGAUACGGGAGAUCUUCGGCCUUGGGCCCCCCUUGGUGCUGGAUGCAGCUGCUCUGAAAGCCAGCAAGGUAUCCCGCUUUGAGAAGCACCUCUACAACUCGGCUGCCUUCAAAGCCCGCACAAAAGCCCGGAGCAGGGUGCGGGACAAGCGGGCGGAUGUGCUGUGAUGGGUGGAGAGGGGCAGAGCCCCCAGCCCACCUGGACUGCAGACCCAGCACUGUGAGGGGCAAGUGUCCCCAGCCCUUGACCUUUUAUUCAUGUACAGCAGAGUAAUGCCUGGAGCUGCCCCGCCUGGGGCUGCCCCCUCUUUUAUUUUUUUAACCAAAAAGGAUAAAAGAGCAGGGGGGGAGGCAAUGGUGUGCUGCUGUGUGCCUGCUCUGAGGCUGGGGCUCUGUGUGGCACUGUGAAGGGAGGAGGUCUCACAGGGCUCUUGCAGCUCCUUUCGGAGGCAGGGCUUGUGUUUCCCCACCCUGGUCCUGUGGGGACACUGGGAUGGCCUGGCACAGAGCUCUUCCCCAGCUACCCCCUGCCAUGCUGGCACAGCCCCUGCCUCCAUGUCCGGCCUGGCACCCAGGGGUGGUGGCAGAGCAGUGUGGGGCAGCAGUCUCUGCCCAGCCCUGCCAGCUGCCUGCUUCGAGCCCUUUUCCAGCCAAUGCUUUAUAUAAAUAAUCCUUUUGUGAGAAAUUAACUAUAGGGGGGUGGCACAGAGGGUGAGUCCUGGUGCUGCCUGUGCAGCCUUGGGGACCACUGCCUGGGCAUGCACGGGUCUGCACCAGCUGGGAGCACCUGCCACCCUGGGAAUGUAUCUAUGGUGGUGAUUUUCUAAGACUUUGAUUACAGAAUGUUAUUAAAAGGCUA